Molecule: messenger RNA, 3162 nt
Organism: Micropterus dolomieu (smallmouth bass)
Lineage: Eukaryota; Metazoa; Chordata; Actinopteri; Centrarchiformes; Centrarchidae
Gene: tmem67
Product: transmembrane protein 67
Exons: 28
Coding region: 13-2967 (984 amino acids)
Biological process (GO): cilium assembly
Cellular component (GO): ciliary transition zone; MKS complex
Source: RefSeq, a predicted model, not a curated record
CCGUUGUUUACCAUGGCGACGGGGACGCUACCAUUUGCUGUUAACACGUACAAAGGGCCGCUAACAUUAUUUCUUUUAAUAUGCUUAGAUGUACUUAAUUGCCAGCAGUUUAUCAUCUCCUUUAAGGCUCCUACAGACUGUAGUGUGGACGAAUUUUUUGAUAUCUCGAGUCUCUCCUGUGUGAGGUGCGGUCCAAAUCAGCGACGGAGCACAACAGGAUUGAGCUGCAUUUGCAAAACUGGCUACCAAACUCUCACCACUGAUAAGGCGUCCAUUACUUGUCAACAAUGUCCCACUGACAAGCCUGCAGUAACUAAAGAUGGGUUUGGGUGUAUUCGCUGUCCAGGCAGUCUCACUGAUGAGGGCCAGUGCCAGUGCCCACCAGGCAAUGUCCUGGUGGAGAGAGAUGUCAUUGGAAAUCUUUUGGAUGAGGCCAGAUGUGAAACCUGUAAUGGAAAUGCCCCUGCUUUGUCUGUACCAAACAUCAGUGGAGACCGGUGUGAGAGAUGUCAGGUCUCCUUCAUUAACACCUCCUGUGUGUGUAACCCACCUAAUGUCCUGGCAGGGGGAUUGUGUUUCCUUCCAGACAGCCUCCCCACCAAUGUGAAUCCCAGUGUCAGUUAUGCUCAGUUGAAGUUCAGUGUCCAGUCUGAAUGGUUCGUGAAAAACCUGUACUCCUCAUCAGCAGCCUGCCUUGUCUUCUCCAACCUGACAGCGUGCCAGGCUCUCGGGAACAUGUGUGUGAUGAACAUGCACUCCUUCAGCGGCGUGUCCACCGAUGCCUGUGGACUCUUUAACACCGUCUUCAGAUCUAGAGCUGCUUUAAGCUCAACUCAAGACAUUUCCUACUGGAGAGUUAAUCUGCCAUGGCUUUACUACGGGGACGAGCCAGGACUGGCCAGUCGAGUGCUUCAGACUGAUCCUGUACCCAUUGGGUUCAGUUUCAGAGGAAGAAACAAGAACACUGACAUUAAGCUGCUUGCUGCUGUCUAUAAUGUCAGAGGAGAGUUCCUCAGAUGGGAACAAGUGGGAGGAGGUAAUCUCCAGCUUUGUCCCGAAACAACCACCAAACAGGCGGCAGCCUUCAGCUUUGGAACCACUUACCAACAAAGUUGUGAUCUCUCAGUAGCAGAGCUGAUGGAUGCCCAUCCCGAGCCGUUGUUCUAUGAUGUGUUUAUGGAUCUCGGUGGAGUAGAGAACAGAAAACUUCUCCCCCUGCCUACACUAGUCUAUAACCAGCAAUACAAUGGACGGUUCAUCAACCAAGAGAGCGUGAAUAACUGGUACCUGUCUAGACGUAUGUUUCUUGUCGACGCCCUGAGUGGAAGAGAGAAAAGCAUGAGUGCCUUGCCUAAAGUCAUCCGUGUUGCUAGCAGUGUCAAAAUAAGGUUUCAGCUAGUUCCACGAACUCAGCAAGGACAGGUAUUUCCCCCUCUAAUGACUGUGACCUACAAAGAUGUUCCCAUCACGGAUGUCAAUACACAAACUGUAUCUACAACGUUUGCUGUGGAGUAUGAGAUGGAUCAGAAUGAAGCUCGCAUAAAGACAGACACUGCUCUGGGUGUGAUGGGUGGUGUGGCCGUGCUCUACUCUCUGCUGAAGACAGUCAGCUGGAAGAGGAGGAUCGCCUCUCCGCUCAUUGAUGUGGAGACUAUGAUGAAGUUUUUGUUGUUUUAUGCCGGAGAUCUGGCCAAUGUUUUCUUUGCCGUCACUGUGGGAACUGGACUUUACUGGCUCAUCUUUUACAAGGCCCAACAGUUUGUAUCAGUGCUGUUACCACUACCUGCUCAGGAGGAGCAGUUUGUGAUGUACAUCGGCUGUGCCUUCGCUCUCAAGGCUGUCCAGUUUCUCCACAAGCUCAUCCUUCAGGUGACAGUUGAUGUAUUCUUUAUUGACUGGGAGAGGCCACGAACCAAAGGUAGCAGGACAGUGCAAGCAACUGGUGAGAUCAAGAGCGACCCCUCCCCGGUCAGCAUCUGGAGGACCUACUUUGUGGCCAAUGAAUGGAACGAGAUCCAGACCACCCGCAAGAUCAGCCCAACUUUUCAGAUCAUGGCUGUGCUCUUCUUUCUUGAAGUGCUAGGUUUCUCUAACCUGGCCCUGAGGGACCCCUGGUCAACUUUAGAGCGCUCCUCACAGUUGUACACACCUUCAUACAGUCUGAUCCUGCGCUACGGUCUGGCAGCCACGCUGUGGCUCUGCAUCGGACUUCUGCAGGUGAUUUUCUUCACUGUGUUUUAUGAGCAUUUCGUUGAGGACAAAAUCCGUCAGUUUGUAGAUCUCUGCUCCAUCAGUAAUAUUUCUGUGCUGCUGUUGUCUCACCGUUGUUUUGGCUACUACAUCCACGGGCGUUCAGUGCAUGGGCAUGCAGAUACAAAUAUGGAGGAAAUGAACAACAAUCUGAAGAGAGAAAGUGAGUCCCUGUGUGGUAAAAGAGGUUUACUUCCCAACACAGAGGUCCAGACCUUUCAGGUGUCUCUUACCAAUCGUCUGCGGAUGCAGUAUGACAGGAUACGGGAGCCACUCAGCAGGAGGAGUGGGCCAUCACGGCUGAUGGACGCAUGCUCGGGGAACCAGUUUGAACAGAACACCAGAGGCUACCAAACUAUGAACCACUUCCUGGGAUCCAUAAUAGAGCAUGCCCACCCUGACAUGGACUAUAUAGUGAAGGACAAGCUGAUGUUUGAGAGGGUCAUAGGGAUGGAGUUCCUUGAACCCAGUGAAAAAAGCAUCUUUUACAAUGACGAGGCCCACUCCUUCAGUGAUGUGCUGUUUUAUGGAAAUGAGGCCACACUGCUGAUCUUUGACACGUUGUUCUUCUGUGUCGUCGACCUUGGAUCUCAGAGCUUUGUGCUUGCAGCCGUGCUUACAUACGUACAGCAAAUGAUAUUUCGCUUGAUCCGUAACACUCUAGGAAGAAGGAACCUCGUCAACAAGACUCUGGUGGAUAAGAGAUUUCUGAUAUGAAGUUCCCUGCUUAGUAUUUGGUCGCGCCAGUGUUGUUUGUGGCAUUUUUCUCAAAGACGUUUACUGUUCACAGCUUGUGCAACUUUUUAUGCUUUUCUUUACAUAUACUAUAUUUUUACUGCUGUUUCAUGUUGUAAAUUUCAUAAUUUUGUAAAGAUGUUGGUGUUUUUAUUGAUUAAAAUGUUUUGAUAUGAA